Molecule: messenger RNA, 2072 nt
Organism: Anastrepha obliqua
Lineage: Eukaryota; Metazoa; Arthropoda; Insecta; Diptera; Tephritidae
Gene: NtR
Exons: 9
Coding region: 173-1939 (588 amino acids)
Biological process (GO): monoatomic ion transport
Cellular component (GO): membrane
Molecular function (GO): extracellular ligand-gated monoatomic ion channel activity
Source: RefSeq, a predicted model, not a curated record
UUUGUUGUAUUUUUCCCAGUGCAAAGAUUUAUCUGAAGUAAUUUGAAAUUAGCUUCUUAAGAUUUUAACGAAAUAUUUUCAACUAGUUGCUCUUGGACAUUCGUUGCGAAACAUUGAAAUUAUUUAAAUAGCGAACUUUCGUAAAAACGUGAUAUUUUUGCAAAAAUUAAAUAUGUAUUUACAAAAUUGUCAUUAUAGCUUCGGUUUAAUAAUAAAUAUUUUAACGGUGAUUUUCGUGCGUUGUACCGGAGCUAAUAAAUACAAUGUGUCCUUAGCGCAAAUGGAUAAAUGCAAGGAACUUACCCUACGUAAUACCGGAUAUGCAUAUACACAAUUCUUUCACAUACAUAAAAUGGAAAACAACAAAUUAAAUGCAAAUGAACGCUUGCAUUUGAAGUUCUAUGUGUUGGCAGCCAUGGACGCACAUAUCCUGUUGGCGACCAACGAUAAACCGCGCAGUAGGGAUCGUGUUUACGAAGUGGUAAUUGGCGCCGGUCAAAAUUCCUUCUCGACAAUACGUAGCAGUAUGGGUUGGCAACGUGUCUCCACAAGUACGGUACCACAAAUUUUAUCAAACUACGAUCCGACGCCCAUUGAAAUUAUACAAACAAAGGAUGGCACACUUUCGGUUUACAUAACGGGCUUUAAAAAGGAGCCGCUUUUGAAUUACACGGAUUCCGCACCUUUAGAAAUUAAUUACCUCAGUUUUAGUACGUUCGGCGUAGCCUCGGCGAAAUGGUUCUAUGAUUGUCAAUUCGAUGGCUUCGCCGAAGAAAUGGAAACAGAAGUGCAUGCCCUCGAUCCAUUACAUGCUUUGAUUGCUGAUUUAACCAAUAAAUCGGCAAAUGGGUCGGUGCCAAUGGAUCUCAAGUCGGUAAAUUUCGCCUUUCAGUUGAAAUCGGUCGCAUACAAUCACGAAAAGUCAAUACUACACACACGCUUGCAAUUAUCGUUGUAUUGGCAAGACCCCCUACUGACGUGGAAUGCAGAUGCGAAUGGAAUUCAAGCUAUAUCCUUCAGCUACAGCGAUGCGCCAAAAGGAGUUUGGAAGCCUGAUUUAAUAGUGCUCAACUCAGCUCAUCGCAUCGAUUCCCUACAUGAACCCGAUAUCGGUUUGGUGAUCUAUGCCAAUGGUAAUAUUACACUGCUCAAUACAAAUGCAGAAUUCACCACAUGGUGUGUUGAUACGAAACGAAAUUGGCCACAUGAACGUCUAAAUUGUGGACUCAUUCUGGGCUUGGAGUCAUUUUCGCCCGUUACACAUGAGCCCAUCACUUUGGCUUAUGACAACACCUUGCCACUGCCUGUGGAACCGUUCAACAUGCUAAGCGAGUGGCAUUUCAGGCAGAUAAGCCUAUCGGUGAUUGCCAGUGAUGAUAACAAUACAAAUCGUUAUGGUGAGCGCGCCAUUGCACAGACCAUGAAUGGCGAUAUAUCGUUGGAGUUUACGAUCGAACGGAAUGGUGUGUUCUACAAGAAUGUAUUCACGAUGCCGAUUUUGGCCUGCGAAACUCUCAUUAUUUUGUCCUUUCUAUUGCGUGGCUAUCGACGUGGAGGUCUGAUACUUGUGGUGUUCUUUGUAAUCGCUAUGGGUUUGAUGUUUGUGACGAAACAUGCACCGACGGCCUAUAUACCAAAUACAUUGUAUGCCUAUCAGCAUGUUAUGAGAACUGCGGCAUUCUGUUAUUUGCUGCACGUGACUUUAAUGUGGUUGGAAUUGUAUCCACCGAAGGCGAAACCUAUGGACUGGAUGAUGACUUUGAUUAAUGUAUCAGCUUUGAGGUUACUACUCUGCAUGCGAGUAGCGGAUAGCGACGAAUAUGUGAGCAUUCAGACGCAUCCAUGGCGCGAGAUGGCUAAAAUGAUCAACAAUUGCUGCUUUAUCAUCGUCAGUAUUUUGUUCGUGGUCGUCGAUAUUCUGCUGUUACCGAACUUCUAAAACAAUCGUUUACUUAGAAAUGGAUGCUAUAUAUUUUAGAAUGUACUUUAUCUGUUUAAUUGAAGUCAAAAGCCAAAUUAAUUAUUUUUUAAUGAAAAAAGUUCACUUAGCAUUUUAUUUUUGUUGUUACUGU